Messenger RNA from Rhineura floridana, 2721 nucleotides. RefSeq names its product butyrophilin subfamily 3 member A1-like. NCBI's taxonomy places the organism in Eukaryota, Metazoa, Chordata, Lepidosauria, Squamata, Rhineuridae. The transcript is spliced from 22 exons. Bases 419 to 2635 code for a protein of 738 amino acids. Gene Ontology annotation, molecular function: protein binding. The record is from RefSeq and is a predicted model, not a curated record.
ACUACUCAAAUUUCAGAUAUCUUAUAGCAUUUUAUUUUACUCUAACUUAAAUAAAUCUUGGCAAAGACGUGGAAGGUGAUUUGUUGCCGAUUGGCUCUUGUGGCUGGAAAAGAUCCAGCCCCUUUCUGCUCCACCCACCUAAUCAUAGAGAGCUUAGCCCGCCUUUUUCAAAUUUGAUACUACCUGAAACGUUUUCAGUUGGAUACUACUUGGAUGCUGCCUGAUCAGGAUUACAGGGGGUUUUUUUUAGAAAAAAGCAAGGUAAUGAAAAAGUGUCAAGCAGACCAAUCCUAAUUAUAGGAAGUUGAUAUAACUUACACCGGUGUAAGUUACCCCUAUUCCAGCUCUGUUCAGGAGUCCCCGGGAGAGACUACUUUCAGUCAGAGAUCUGGAUGGAUACUGAUAACUUUUCACUACCAUGAAUGUAGUACUGAAGUGGAUCCCUGUGGUUUUCUAUUUUCUCAAUUAUGUUGGAGAGCGGAGGAAAGGGGUUUACAUUAUCGGAAAUGUUUAUCCUGAAAUUGGCCAAAUUGGGCAAGAUAUGAUAUUACGCUGCCAAGUAGGAGGCUGCACAUCCUCCAGGUUGCAAGUGCACUUAUAUAAGUGGGAAGGCUCCAGAAAUCAAACACUGUACAUCCACAAUAGCACAAAGCAGCACCAGGUUCAAGAAAGCAGCAGAGAAGAGAGAGACGAGAGUGGCGCUCACAGAGGACAGUAUAAGAAUGGGCGCCUUGAAGUGACUCUUUUCCAGGUGCAGCUAGCAAGCGGUGGGCAGUAUGUGUGUGCCAUGACGUGUGAUGAUGUCCAUAAAGAAACAAUCAUGGAGGUGACAGUAGAAGGUACAAUUAAUGUUACUGCUGGGGGAGUUGCCAUUUUUCCAUGCCAUAUGAUCGAGACAUAUGAUCCCUCCCAUUUGAAGCUGCAGUGGAGAAGAAUCAGUCCUGGGAAGAGCAAGACCAUCUAUUUUUACCUGCUGUAUUGGGAUACCUGCCCAGCAGUUUAUUAUGGAGACAAAUUUAAUGCUAGGUGUUCUUGUUCAAAUGGACCCAGGAGCAGAGUGUGGCUUUUGAAGGAUUAUGAACAAAGAGCAGAGAUCUCCAAAAGCAAUAUUCUUGGGAAUGAAAAUGUUUUCCUGAAACUAAGUAACAUUCAGGAGGAAGAUGCAGGGAAAUAUAAAUGUUCAGUGAGAUCUAGCUUGCUUCACAAAGUUGCUAUCUAUGAGCUGAAUGUUAGAGGAGUUUCAAUUGCUGGAAAUGUUUAUCCUGAAAUUGGCCAAAUUGGACAAGAUGUGAUAUUGCGCUGCCAAGUAGGAGGCUGCACAUCCUCCAGGUUGCAAGUGCACUUAUAUAAGUGGGAAGGCUCCAGGAAUCAAACACUGUACAUCCACAGUAACACAAAGCAGCACCAGGUUCAAGAAAGCAGCAGAGAAGAGAGAGACGAGAGUGGCGCUUACAGAGGACAGUAUGAGAAUGGGCGCCUUGAAGCGACUCUUUUCCAGGUGCAGCUAGCAAGCGGUGGGCAGUAUGUGUGUGCCAUGACGUGUGAUGAUGUCUAUAAAGAAAAAAUCUUGGAGGUGACAGUAGAAGAGAUCCACAGCCAGAAUAGUGAAAUCUGGAAGUUCUGUCUUUUUGGUUCUCUGUCUUUCCUCUUGUUACUCAUACUGAUGGGCUGGUAUUUUGCUAAAAACAAGGAACAAUUAAAGACAGAAAAUGACCACCUAAAAACAACAAUAGAACAAUUUGAGACAGAAAAGGAACAAUUAGAGGCAGAAAAAGAACAAUUAAAGACAGAAAAUGACCACCUAAAAACAACAAUAGAACAAUUUGAGACAGAAAAGGAACAAUUAGAGGCAGAAAAAGAACAAUUAAAGACAGAAAAUGACCACCUAAAAACAACAAUAGAACAAUUUGAGACAGAAAAGGAACAAUUAGAGGCAGAAAAAGAACAAUUAAAGACAGAAAAUGACCACCUAAAAACAACAAUAGAACAAUUAGAGACAGAAAAGGAACAAUUGGAGGCAGAAAAAGAAUUCUUAGAUGCCCAUCUCUACAGAGCUGAUGUGGUUUUGGAUCCCAAGACAGCUCACCCAAGACUGGAAGUGUCUGAAAAAGGGAAAUGCGUGAGAGACACAGGAUUUGCUUCUAAGGUUUCUGACGGUGAGGAGAGGUUUGACUCCCAUGCUUUCAUUUUGGCAGCAGAAGGCUUUUCUGAAGGCAAACAUUACUGGGAAGUGGAGGUUGGACAGAAAGAAAAGUGGGACUUGGGAGUUGCCUCUGAAUCCGCUCCUAGAAAGGGAACAAUCACACUGUCUCCUGAGAAUGGCUACUGGGUCAUGGGACUCGAUGGUGGGAAAGAUUACUUGGCUUGGACAGAGGUAUGGACCCGCCUCCAAGUGACUGGAAAACUGACAAAAAUAGGAAUAUUCCUAGAUAUACCUGCUAGAAGCCUAUCUUUUUAUGAUGUCAACAGUAGAAGUAAAUUGCACAUUUAUUAUACCAUAUGUAAUCCUGGGAAGUUUUAUCCAUUCUUCUCUAUAGGCUCCAUAACUUCAAAGAUAGAUAAACAGCCACUGAAAAUAUUUGAAAACAACAAAAAAGGUGAUUCUGGUGGGAAAAAGCAAACAUCCUUUGGAUAGCUGAGAAUCAAUGUCCAAAUCUUUAGUUUAACCAGGAUUCUUUUUUCUUCAUAUUUGUGCCACAAAAUAAGAGACUCAGAAUAGAA